AUGUUAUCUCCUUUAAUUAUCAGUGCAUUUAUAUAAACAACUAUAACAGAAGGUAUAUUUGCUACUUCUAUUGCUUGUAUUUUCAGGUUUAAAUUUUUUAUAUAUUUUUAGUAUGAAAAUGUACUCAUACAUUAUAAGUAAUGAAAAACUAAACUUAAUUCAAUAUAAUCUAUAUCUUUGGUUGCCAUGUCUCAUUUGCUAACCAAAUUAAAUGAUUUUUAAGAAGAAAACAAAUUUUAUUUAGAUAAUCAAAUAUAUCAUAAAUUCCUCUGUAAUAAUAUUAUGGGACUUAUAUUAUAUUAUGUAUGAAAUUUAACCCAAUUAUAUACAUGAAGGUUUAGCUAAAUUUAUUAUUAAUUAUUCAUUUCGAUUAGGCAUUUUAAUUGUUAUCAACCAUUAUUUAAUUUUUGAUUAUAUUCUAGGUUUAUUUAUGGAAAUAACAAAAGUUGAAAAUCUUGUGUUUUAUGAAGAUUGGUGGAAUGCUGAUGGAUUUGGAACAUUAAAUAGAAAAUGGAAUAAAUAAGUUCAUAAUUUUCUAAAAAUCAAUAUUUAUUAAAGAUUGAGUAAAAAUGGAAAAAAUAUGAAGGCUCUCAUUAUAACUUAUUUGAUUACAGCAUUACUUCAUGAAUAUUGUAUUAAUGUUACUCUUAAAACUGUAAGAUUUUACUUUUUAAUCUUCAGUUGUGCUUAAUUCAUAUUGAUUCCUUAUUAAAAAUAUAUUCCUUUUCCUAGAUAUAUUCUGUUUAGCUUAGUAUUAUUUGGAAAUAGUUUAAUGAUAUAUUUGUAUACCCAUUAUUGA
This is a messenger RNA of Paramecium sonneborni, 799 nucleotides long. The record is from the annotation of a GenBank genome assembly. NCBI's taxonomy places the organism in Eukaryota, Ciliophora, Oligohymenophorea, Peniculida, Parameciidae.